AUGUGUAGAAAAGUUAUUCAAGGACAGAAAGGAUCUACUGGAAAUUUUCUUAGCCACAUCAAGUAUAAACAUCCAGGGAGUCUUUCAAAAGUAAAGGCAGCAAAAUAUAGUUCCAAAUUCAAAAAGUCAACAAAUGAUUCAACAUUGCCUUCUGUGAACACACAAUCAAAAUUAUCGUUUGGACAGUCAACUACAAUUUCAAAAUCUAAAGUGACUAAUCUGGUUUUUGAAUAUAUAGUUGAAGAAAUGCGACCCAUGGUAACCUGUGAAAAACCAGCUUUUCGGCGUUUAAUCAAGGGCCUAUCUGGAAUCACAGAAAAUAUUGCUCUUCCUGAUAGACAAGUGAUGUUAAAAAAGUUAAAACUUGAAUAUUUGUCAUAUAGUUCUAUGUUAACUAAACUUAUUUCUGAGCAUAACUUUAUAUGUACUACUGCCGAUAUUUGGAGCUGUAACAACAAAAGUUAUUUAGGCAUGACAUGUCAUUUUAUUAACGAAAAUACUUAUAGUAGAUCAUCUUACGUUCUAGGAUGUAGACGUAUAAAAGGUAGUCAUACUUAUGAUAAUAUUGCUGAGAUUAUUAACGAAAUUACUCAAACCUAUAAAAUUAAUAACUCUAAAAUCUCGCACACCGUUACUGACAAUGCUAGUAACUUCGGAAAAGCAUUUAGAAUAUUUUAA
Acyrthosiphon pisum (pea aphid) is the source of this 678-nucleotide messenger RNA. RefSeq lists its product as uncharacterized. Lineage: Eukaryota; Metazoa; Arthropoda; Insecta; Hemiptera; Aphididae. The record is from RefSeq and is a predicted model, not a curated record. The transcript is spliced from 3 exons. The coding region runs from base 1 to 678 and encodes 225 amino acids.